Anopheles arabiensis is the source of this 2836-nucleotide messenger RNA. RefSeq names its product actin-related protein 2 (gene Arp2). Gene Ontology annotation, biological process: Arp2/3 complex-mediated actin nucleation. NCBI's taxonomy places the organism in Eukaryota, Metazoa, Arthropoda, Insecta, Diptera, Culicidae. Gene Ontology annotation, cellular component: actin cortical patch; Arp2/3 protein complex. Gene Ontology annotation, molecular function: actin filament binding. The transcript has 6 exons. The record is from RefSeq and is a predicted model, not a curated record. Bases 332 to 1546 code for a protein of 404 amino acids.
AUCCGCUGCAGGUUUCGCUCGGCUGGAUUCCCCGCAGAGUGACAGCAUAGGCAGAAGACUAGAAGGGAAAGAAAAAAAAGUAGGGGAAACGAUAUUUAUCAACGCUAUUACUCACUCAGCAAUCAACCACCCCGAAACAGCGAGCAGGCAAGAUAAAGCAGGAACAAAAGGCAAGUGGCAGUGUGGCCAGUAAAUGUUUGCGUGCGUAAAUUGUGCGGUGCAGUAGUAGUUUCGUGCGGCCAGCAAUAUUUGCAAUCGCAGCAUCCCCAGCGGGCGCAGAGAAUCCCCAACGCACCACACGCAGCGCGAGUGAAAACAAAAAAAUACAACGAUGGAUAGCAAGGGGCGGCACGUUAUUGUUUGUGACAACGGCACAGGGUUCGUGAAAUGUGGCUACGCCGGCAGCAACUUCCCAGCCCACAUCUUCCCGUCGAUGGUCGGCAGGCCAAUCAUCCGGGCGGUGAACAAAAUCGGCGACAUCGAGGUGAAGGAAGUUGAAGCUACCAGUACGUUACCAGACCUGAUGGUGGGCGAUGAGGCGUCCCAGCUGCGCUCCCUGCUCGAGGUGUCCUACCCGAUGGAGAACGGCGUGGUGCGCAACUGGGAGGACAUGUGCCACGUGUGGGACUACACGUUCGGCCCGAAGAAGAUGAACAUCGAGCCGUCGAACACAAAGAUCCUGCUGACCGAGCCGCCGAUGAAUCCGACCAAAAACCGGGAAAAGAUGAUCGAGGUAAUGUUCGAGAAGUACGGGUUCGAUUCGGCGUACAUCGCGAUCCAGGCGGUGCUGACGCUCUACGCGCAGGGGCUGAUCAGCGGCGUGGUGAUCGAUUCGGGCGACGGUGUCACGCACAUCUGCCCGGUGUACGAGGAGUUCGCGCUGCCGCACCUGACCCGCCGGCUGGACAUUGCCGGGCGGGAUAUUACGCGCUACCUGAUCAAGCUGCUGCUGCUGCGCGGGUAUGCCUUCAACCAUUCCGCCGACUUUGAGACGGUGCGGAUGAUGAAGGAGAAGCUAUGCUACAUCGGGUACGACAUCGAAAUGGAGCAGCGGCUAGCGCUGGAAACGACCGUGCUGGUAGAGUCGUACACGCUACCGGACGGGCGUAUGAUUAAGGUAGGCGGCGAGCGGUUCGAGGCACCGGAAGCCCUCUUCCAGCCGCACUUGAUCAACGUGGAAGGGCAGGGCAUUGCGGAGCUGGUCUUCUCCACCAUCCAGGCGGCCGAUAUCGACAUGCGGUCGGAGCUGUACAAGCACAUCGUGCUGUCGGGUGGGUCCACGAUGUACCCGGGACUGCCGUCGCGGCUCGAGCGCGAAAUCAAGCAGCUCUACCUAGAGCGCGUGCUGAAGAACGACAUCGACAAGCUGUCCAAGUUUAAGAUCCGCAUCGAGGAUCCACCCCGGCGAAAGGAUAUGGUUUUCAUCGGUGGUGCUGUGCUUGCGGAGGUUACCAAGGAUCGUGAUGCAUUCUGGAUGUCCAAGGCCGAAUACCAGGAGCAGGGACUGAACGUGCUGAAGAAGCUUAGCACUAGAACCAGCAACUAGAUGCGCCAGGCUAGUCGCACGCACAUACGCUAGUUGGGGACAAUCGCGGCGGGAACGACGAGCAUUCGAAAGCAGAUGGCGCCAUUCAGUACACACCCACACAUACACACACACAAUCCUACAGUCUGCUCAAAACGUUCCGCAUUCCCGCGAUUGGGAUAGGUUAUGAAAUUACGCGCAUCCUGUAUUGCGAGUCACAGGUUCGCGAGUUGUGAAUUCCAAUUUAGUGUAAUUUGUCGUACUGCCGGGAGCCGUCCUCCAGCCGCCGCACGCGCAGUAUAGGCAACAUUGUGCCGCCACAGACAGUGUCUACAGAGCAGUUUAGUGGGGCUUUACCUUUUUUUUAAACGUAUUUUUUUUCUUUUAUGUUGUGUAUUGUGUAUAUGUGCAUUUCGAAUUUUCCCUGUAGCGUGCAUCGGCCCGUCCCCGCGCAUCGAUUGUGUAUUAGAAUUUACAGGGUGCGGGUAGAUCCACGCUACACGUGUCCAAUCGUGAAUUCCAGCUAGGUUAAACAGCAAAGCGAACGGGGUUAAAGUUGUAUUGUCAGUAUAGUUUAUGAAGAGCGCUGCAUUUUUCUUUUUAUAUGAAUUUAUUGUGUUUUAAUCGCAUUUCUGUUUAUAAACUCUCGUUAUGCAUCUAUUUCUUUCCCGAUGAAGAAAAGCAAAAAAAAAAAGAAGGAACACUCUUAAUUACGCGGACCAUUUAAAAUGUGUGUAAUGUGGAUACAGGGGGGUUCUUUUUUUAUUUAUUCAAAAACAAUUGUUUAUACGCUCAAAAUUCUGCAUGUAUAAUUUUGAAUGUUUUUUCGCGUUCUGAGUUAUGCUUUCUUGUUGAGAGUGUUUCAGUGCCUUUUCUUUCCUUUGUCCCCGGGUGUUCUUUUAUUUCCGUUUUCAGCCCCACUUCCUUCUGUCGCACGAUGGAGGCAAAUGGUGGGGGCAACUAAACACAAAACGAAACCAAAAUGAAGUAGUGCGAGCGCUUGAACAACGGCAAGCUAUGAUUUGGCACGGUGCGGUAGUAGUAGUAGAGCCCGCCGUGAAGAGUAACAAAAGAUAACGAACACAUGGUUAGAUAACGAAUGAGGUGUGCACCGCGGUCCAUCUGUGUGCGUGUGUGUGCAGUGGUGUGCGUAGGAAAGACAUACGUCUCUGCCAAAAAGAAGAAACGGAAAACGGUGAUAUAAAUGGGGGGAAGUAACUAAAUAGAACCGUGUAUAUGUGCCGCGGUUACUGAGUUAGUUGAACGAAGAUACGCUAAUCCAACGCUACGCGCGCUGAUAAAAAAAAAAAA